UACUUCACCAAUAAUAGCAAACUUCAUGAGAACAUCUGAUAAAAGUGCUGUCUACAUGACAGGACUUCACUCAAAAAUUCCGAGAAGAAAGACGUGCUCUUUCACCCUGGUUUGUCCAAGCUCGAGACGAAAACCGGAGGGUGAAAAUCCGACACAACAAACUUAUCGUAGACGGAGCUUCUUUUGUGUACGAUAGAAGCAAGAAAGACAUUGUUCAGGUUGCAGGUAGAACUUCCUCCUUCCCUCAUUCACCUACAAGCCAACCCUCUUCAUACACCGACGCAGCUUCAGCUACACCACGUGGAUCUUUGUUUACACCAUCAGCUGAUCGACACACCCCCGGAAGCAGAUCAACGGCAAGGGAGGCCACUCUCAAUCCGAACAAAUGAGGAAGUGGCCAAGGCCCUGAUGUAAACAAACAUGGAAUAAAUAUUCUUGUCUGGAACAUUGAAGCAAACACAAGAUCCACAGAUUAAUGAUGGAAGUUAAAACCCAGGGAAUCCUUUCCCGGUCACUGAAACAAAUGGAAUCUGUUGAAGGGGUUUGCUGAGGAGAUUCCAAGAAACAUUUUUUUUAUUGACAACUUGGAAAUAGGUUUAUCUCAUGAAGGAACCCGUUAAAUGGAACCCUGGAAACAGAUGGUUUGGAGUGAUCUGACAAAGCAGUCUCACAUACAUGUUGUGAUAGCACAGAGACAUUUUCUAAAUCUCAUGUGGGGCGACAGGGUAGCCAAAGAUUCCCCAGUAUGGGCACAGUGUGUGAAGCUCAUUUCUGGUGUCACCCUCUGUGAUAUUGUUGAAAUACUGCUAAAAGCGGCGUAAAACCAUGCUCACUCACUCACUCAUGAUCACUCUAAAUCAGCUGACUUGAAAAGGCACAUCGACUGUCAUCGUGGAAUUAAGACUUAUCAGUGUUCUGAAUGAUGGAAAACAUUCGCACCAUCAGCUUAUCUUCAGUCACACCUGAGGAUUCACAUUCAAGCCUUAUGAAUGUGUGUAAAAAUUUACACUGUUGGGUAGUCUGAGAAACACAUGAUGACUCAAAGUGGAAUCAAACCUCAUCAGUGCAUUGUGUGUGAGAAAACAUUUACACACUCAAGUGCCCUUCAGACAAACAUGAGAAUUCACACUGGAAUCAAGCCUUAUGAAUGUGUUGAAUGUGGGAUAACAUUUGCACAAUCAAGUAGUUUGCAGAACCACAUGAAGAUUCACAGUGGAAUCAAACCUUAUGAAUGUGUUGAAUGUGGGAAAAGAUUUACACAUUCAAGUAGUCUGCAGAAUCACAUGAAGAUUCACAGUGGAAUCGGUCUUCAUCGGUGCAGUGUGUGUGAGAAAACAUUUACACAAUCAUGUAACCUUCAGACACACAUGAGGAUUCACAGUGGAAUCAAACCUUAUGAAUGUGUCGAAUGUGGGAAAAGAUUUACACAUUCAAGUAGUCUGCAGAAUCACAUGAAGAUUCACAGUGGAAUCGGUCUUCAUCGGUGCAGUGUGUGUGAGAAAACAUUUACACAAUCAUGUAACCUUCAGACACACAUGAGGAUUCACAGUGGAAUCAAACCUCAUCAGUGCAUUGUGUGUGAGAAAAGAUUUAUACAAUCAGGAGAACUGCAGGUACACAUGAGGAUUCACACAGGAAUCAAACCUUAUGAAUGUGUUGAAUGUGGGAAAACAUUUGCACAAUCAAGUAGUCUGCAGAGACACAUGAAGAUUCACAGUGGAAUCAAACCUUAUGAAUGUGUUGAAUGUGGGAAAAGAUUUACACAAUCAAGUAAUCUGCAGAAUCACAUGAAGAUUCACAGUGGAAUCAGUCUUCAUCGGUGCAGUGUGUGUGAGAAAACAUUUACACGAUCAUGUCACCUUCAGACACACAUGAGGAUUCACAGUGGAAUCAAGCCUUAUGAGUGUGUUGAAUGUGGGCGAAAAUUUAGACAUUCCAGUAGCAUGCAAAAUCACAUGAGGAUUCACAGUGGAAUCAAACCUCAUCAGUGCAUUGUGUGUGAGAAAAGAUUUAUACGAUCAGUCGGACUGCAGGAACACAUGAGGAUUCACACAGGAAUCAAACCUUAUGAAUGUGUUGAAUGUGGGAAAACAUUUGCACAAUCAAGUAAUCUGCACAAACACAUGGCGAUUCACAGUGGAAUCAAACCGUAUGAAUGUGUUGAAUGUGGGAAGAAAUUUAUGCAAUCAGGUAGCCUGCAGAAACACAUGUUGAUACACAGUGGAAUCAAACCUUAUGAAUGUGUUUUAUGUGGGAAAAAGUUCACAUGGUCAAAUAAUCUGCAGCAUGUGAAGAUUCACAGUGGAAUCAAGCCUUAUGAAUGUGUUGUAUGUGGGAAAAAGUUUACAAAAUCAGGUAAUCUGCAGAAUCACAUGAAGAUUCACAGUGGAAUCAAACCUUAUGAAUGUGUUUUAUGUGGGAAAAAGUUAACACGGUCAAAUAAUCUGCAGAUGCAUGUGAAGAUUCACAGUGGAAUCAAGCCUUAUGAAUGUGUUGUAUGUGGGAAAAAGUUUACAAAAUCAGGUAACUUGCAGGCACACAUGAGGAUUCACAGUGGAAUUAAGCCCUAUGAAUGUGUUGAAUGUGGGAAAAAAUUUACACAAUCAGGUAGCCUGCAGAAACACAUGAGGAUUCACAGUGGCGUCAAGCAGUGAAGACUUACUACUGUGUUGGAUAUGGCAAAGGGUCUACAACUGUAUGCGCCCUGCAGAAAUACAUAAGGAGUCAAAGUGGAAUCCCGUCUUAUCAAUGUGUUGAAUGUGGGAAAACAGUUGCACUGUCAGAUACUCUCAGCCAGUAAACACUUCAGAAGAUUCGCAGUAGAAUCAACUUAUUGUUGAGUUUCAGUGUUAUGUAUAUAAUUUACGGUGCAUAUAUUUUGUCGUACAUUUUUAUAUUCCCAUCCCAACAAGUGCAUGUUUUAGCACAAACUAAGUCAUAAUCGAAGCUGUGAAGUAUACAAUCUUGGGUUUACCAACUCAGGCACACUUGCUUGAACAAACCCAAAGUACUCACAGCUCUCUCCUUUCUUGUUUCAAAAUAAGAAACAUUAUUCUUGAUGUUAUUUCUUUGUAAAUAUGUGUAGAAAGUGUUUGAAAUGAGUUUGACGCAAUCAUACAAUGUUAAAUCACUUUUCGAAAUACCUACCAUUGUAAAUGCAUGUUCAAAAUAACCAAUUAAUUCUUAGGCACUGUCUAGUUAAGUCUAUACACAUUGCAUCGUCAGCUUGUCCUUUUUUGUCCUUAUGUAAAUAUUUCUUUUCAAUGUUUUGAGACAUGUGUAUAUCCCCAAUAGUAGUAUAGGAAAUGACAGUUCCAUUACAGAUACCCCUGAGGGGGUUAGAUCUGUCUUUCCACAUCACCUGCCCGGUCCGUCCAACAUGUACAUGUGAUGUUAUGGGGUUCACCUUCUUUGUUAGCCACUUGGUAGAUACCGUAUGCAGAGACCAUAUACCGAGGGACGGGCCUCAGAACUAAUUAGGAACUGAUCACUGCCGCACGAGACAAAGCGAUCAUUACCAUGAUUACCGCAAGGCUUUGUGAGAUCUGCGAUAUUCGAAGGCUCACAUUGGUGUUUUUACCUUCAUCUGUAUCAUCCACGAUGCCACGAUACAAAAAAGGAUGCAUUGGAAGGCGAUCUAAGCGUUCUGGCACUAAGUCUAAAAGUGUGGAUCAGCAAUCAACUAUAAGGGAUGCAGCUUCACCGACCACACUUCAUGACAACACAACAUGUCUACCAGGAAUAUUGGAUGACAAUAUUGUUAGACAACUACAGUGGGGUGAAGCUUGGGCAGCUUUUUACAUCAGUCCUGCUGAACACCACCAAGAAGCAGUUGCAAUUGAAUCUCACAGUCAUGGUGCAUCAACAGAUUCUGACAACUGCUCUGCUAAUGCGUUUUAUGUCCUUGUGGGCAAGAUGUACCGGUACAACCCUGAUGACAAUCUGGCUGGACGAUGUUGUCACUGGCAUACUGCAUCACAGAAGAUACCAACAAUACUCAUGUUUGAAAAAUACUUUAUUUGAAGAGUAUGACCAACUUGGAGACUUCACAAUUAUCCAGACAAAAGAGGAUGUGAUAAACUUAGCUCAGUUUUAUGAGGGUUCUGACUUAGCUGUUCACAGACAGAAAAUUGGACAUGAUCAUGAUUUUUGGAUUGGUUUACCCAAGUUCUUUUCAACUCUCAAAGAUGUCAAGAAACUGCUGUCAAAGUUGUCCUCUUACCAUGUCUGCCUCGGAAAUUAUGAAGACAAAUACAGCCAUUUUGUUCAGAUAGGUGUUGGGUUGAGUCAGACUGCUGGUCCCGGCAUAUCAGCAUAUAGAGAAUGUGACUUUGGUGUAAACAUCAACGGCAUUGAAUUUAGCUCAACCAUCCGGUCAGCACGUUGUGCCCUGCUAGCUUUUGGGAAAACGAGAUGCGAACAUUGUUGUAGGUACCGUUCUACUCUCAGGAAAGUACUGUCCUGCAAUAGUGUAUCUCCUAAACCAUGUCAGCCACACCCUCACAAACUGUCUCAUAAGACACAUAAGCACAUGACAAAAAUGGAACUUGUGAACAAAUUUCAAGCUGUUAAAAAUCACAAUCAGGCACUUAAGAUCGAAUUAGGUCAACUGAAAAGAAAAGUGUUUCAUACAAUUGGGAAUAAAGGACUAAAACUAAAUACUACUAGCGAUGAGGACUUGAGACACAUGCUAAAAGAAUACAGCUCUGAGGUACAAAGAAGUUAUCCGGAUGAAAACUCUCUGCAAAGAUUAUUUUGGGAACAACAAGCAAAGUAUUCAAACCUAACCGACAAACGUUCCAUGAGAUGGCACCGUAUGGUGAUCAAAUGGUGUCUUUACUUGCGGAGCAAGAGCAGAAAAGCUUAUGACGCUGCACGGAAUACAGGUUUUAUAAAAUUGCCAAGCAAGAGAACCCUAUUUGAUUAUUCCCAUUCUUUGCCCAGCAUUCUUGGAUUCCAUCCUGAAUAUGCUGAACAUCUGAUGCAGGAAGCAAAGGCCUUUGGCAUGCUGGAGAGUGAAAGUAUCAGAAGGACUCGUAUAUAUACGACAGAUCAUCUGGGGAAUUAGUUGGAUAUGUGGACCUUGAUAAAACUGGUAAUGAACUGCUACAAUUGGAAGAUUCAUUGAAGGAGACUCAACCCCAGUUGGAAUGUGUGAGAUACCUAUUAACUAAUGGUGCUGAAUAUGUCUUGACCCAUAGAUUCAAUCAGGACCCACUUGAGGAGCAGUUUAGCCAGUAUAGACUAAAAGGAGGGGCAAAUGACAAUCCAUCAGUGUACAAUGUUAAGCACAUGAUUUCUGAGAUGCAAGUUAUAGGUUCAUCAGCUCUGCAACCUAUCAGAGGCAAUAUUUCACAGAAGAGAGGUGCAGCCGUAGCCAUUGUAACUGUUGAUGACACCCCUAUGCCAAGAAAGAAACAAAAGCGUUUGAAUUAAAAUGGUCACGUGUUCAUUCAUUAACUCAUGCAUAACAUGACAUUGAAAGGUUAAAUUGUGGUACGGCGACUCAGCAUCAGGUGUUUCAAUAAUGUUACAACAGUUAUUGUAAAUACAUAAUAUUUUCACAGUACAAUCUAGUUUGUGUUCCCAUGUUCCUUUAAUGUUCCCCUGAGCGAUCUGCUCCUUUUAACUCCUUUGCGAUUCUUAAUCCCCCUCAUUUCCUUCUGGAGCUGACGUUUUGAGUAUUUAGCUACAGCACCUCCACGUACACGGAGAAAUAAGUCCACAAUGAACUCCAAGAGCUUCAGUCCAUCCUCACAGGAGAGUAAUUUGUGCCAGUAGUAGGAGACCAUGUAGCUUGACAUUACUGUCUCUGUAAGUUUAUCACAUAAGAGAAAGGAGGCGCACAACUUUAAGUUGAACAUGCUUUCUAAUUUCAAUUUCAAAUGACCUUAUAAGUAGAUAGAAAUUGUCACUUGGGAAUUUUAGACCCCCUCUGUUCAUUUUCUCUGUCCACUUACUAAACCUGACAAUGUACUCUUCUUUGGAAGUUGCAUCAGAAAGUAAAAAGAGUUCUGCAAGGUGUUGCUCUAUAUCCAUUCCAAAGAUAGCCCUUUUCUUCAACAGAACAUGCAGUAUGUAUCCCGAUAUAUAGUACAACACUGCCUGGUCAUUGUCACUGAUUGCUGAUGCUGUUUGAUGCGACUGUUUCUGAAUGGAUUCUGACAGGUGCUUUAGCAUGUUCCUCAAGAUGCGAUCCAACAAGCACUGUGCAAAAAUGUGGAUAAUCCUGUGUGAUUCACUUGUCACUUCGACCAAAAUGUUGUGAAUGUCUGAUUGUGAGUCUUCAUUAAGUCGCAUCUGAUGAAAUUUCAUCCGUGACUGUUCUCUGUCAGACGAAAGGGAACAACCUUUUCCAAACUUGUCAAAAACUGAAUGGAAUUCCGGGUUCAGAACUGACACUAGAUUUCUGUGAACUGUUGGUCUGUCGCUGCACUUUUUGCAACAGCAACAAGAUGAGGGCCAUUCAAUGAACAUGAAGCUUCGUUCAUAGGAUCAAGGAUUAUUGUUGAUAAAGACUUUGGUAGGACUUCUGUAAGAAUACCCCGCAUGUCGACAUCUGUUGGCAAGAAAACUGGUGUGUUUUCCUCUCUACUGUGAGUAUCCGUCCUGUCUGCUGAAGGGGGGUUGUCUUUGUUUUUGACAGUGGAGCCCAGUCGAUGUUCAUGUGCUAAAAUGAAAAAAAAGUAUUGACAUAUUCAAAUGAUGCAUAUUGACUGAUGACGUAGCAUUAAUGUGAGAGUUUCAUUGGACUUCACCAAAGAUAGUCAAUAUAUAAUUUAAGAGAAAGUAUGUUAACUCAUGGCAGUUGCUGAGGUAUACAGUUAAUAUGAAGGAAAUAGUGGAAUUACCGGUAAGAAAUGGUGGCCUGAGAUAAAUCAUUUAAAUAUAUUAUUGUUUUCACUAAUGUGAAGUGAACACAUGCUAAUGGUGACAACCGGGAUGAAACUACAUGUAAGUAUCUGAGAAAUGUGUAUAGUUUGAUCAAUUUAUGAUCAGUGUCACUGUUGGAAGAAAUGUGUUAAAAUUGUGUACAUUUUGUAAAUAUUGAAGAUGCCCUAAGACAUUAGCAUAUCAUUAUUUGAUUUUACAAAUCGGAGAUUGUUUUCGGUACCUCAUAUGGUACAUAUAUAUACUCUGAUACAUUGAAUAAAUUGAAUGCUUACCUUUAA
Molecule: messenger RNA, 7172 nt
Organism: Haliotis rubra (blacklip abalone)
Lineage: Eukaryota; Metazoa; Mollusca; Gastropoda; Lepetellida; Haliotidae
Product: zinc finger protein 658B-like
Exons: 5
Coding region: 1032-2654 (540 amino acids)
Biological process (GO): regulation of transcription by RNA polymerase II
Cellular component (GO): nucleus
Molecular function (GO): RNA polymerase II cis-regulatory region sequence-specific DNA binding; DNA-binding transcription factor activity, RNA polymerase II-specific
Source: RefSeq, a predicted model, not a curated record